UCCACCCACCCACCACCACCACCACCAGUAGACAGCAGCUGCGGCGACGGCGACUUUGCUCUCCGACCCGGCGGCGCGCGCCACCACCAUGAAGAACUUCUUCAGGAAGCUCGGGUCCGGCGACGGCGCGUCCUCCUCGCCUGCCCCUCCGCCCUCCCGCAAAGCCACCACCACCGGCGGAAACGCGGUCCACCAUCCCAUCCCCGAGCAGCAGAGGCAGCAGCAGCCGCCCUCGGUCGUCUCCAGCUGGCUCGACUCCGUCCCGACCCGGCCCCCGCCACCGACGCCCCCGGUCCCCGCCGAGUCGGCGUCCGCGUCCGCGUCCCCGCCCGGGGACGAGAGGCGCCAAUCGGGCGAGCGGCGGCGGCCGCAACGGCAGCCGCAGCAGCAGCAGGAGGAGGAGGGAAUGGAGCGGCGGCAGCCGCAGGUGCAGGAGGCCGAGGCGGAGCGGGAGCGGCGGCGGUCGCGGGAGGAGGACGCGGUGGAGGAGCGGGUCAUCCGGGAGUCGUCCGAGGCGGAGGAGCGCAAGCGGGAGCGGGAGAAGGAGGAGGACGACCUCGAGGAGUUCCAGCUGCAGCUCGUGCUCGAGAUGAGCGCCAGGGACAACCCCGAGGAGAUGGAGAUCGAGGUAGCAAAGCAGAUGAGCCUCGGGUUCUGCAGGCCCUCCAGCUCACCCGCAGAGGUCCUCGCAGCAAGAUACUGGAAUUUCAACGCACUCGGUUAUGAUGACAUAAUAUCAGACGGCUUUUAUGAUCUUUACAUCACCGGGAACGGGCCAUCAUCAAUAAACAUGCCCUCUCUCAGUGAUCUGCGAGCGCAGCCACUUUCGCAUAAUAGUGUCAACUGGGAGGCUGUAUUGGUCCACAGAGGUGAAGACCCCGAGUUUAUGAAACUUGAGCAGAAGGCCUUAAUCAUUGCUCUUGAACUUCGGCAGAGAACUCCAGAACAUGUCGGCACUGUUUUGAUUCAUGAGCUUGCUAAUCUGGUUGCUAAACACAUGGGUGGAAUAAUAUUUGAUCCUGAGAACAUGUCAGUGAAGUACCAAAACAUGAUCAGAUCCCUGAGAACACAUACCGAGAGUGUAGUUGUGCCUCUUGGCCAAUUAAAAACUGGACUAGCUCGUCAUCGUGCUCUGCUAUUUAAGGUUUUGGCUGAUAGCCUUGAUGUCCCUUGUCGACUCCUAAAAGGAAGACAGUACACUGGAUCAGAUGAUGGAGCUUUGAACAUUGUGAAAUUUGAUGAUGGAAGGGAGUUCAUAGUUGAUCUCGUGACAGAUCCUGGCACAAUUAUUCCUUCAGAUGGUGCUGUUUUAUCUACAGAAUUUGAAGACAGUUCCUUCUCAGAUAAUCAUCAGUUAAGCAAAGCUGAUGCGACCAAUCAGUUGGGAUCUUCUCUUAGUGGAGUUUCAAAUUCUGCAUGUGAUUCUUUUGAGUACGAGUUACUAGACAGAAGAUCAGCAUCUAGCAAUGUAGGUCCUUCUGAUACCGAUGGAGCUGCAACUAGCCAGACAAGCAAUCAACAAAAUACACUAUCAAGUUCGUUUGAAGUUUUAUCGGUUAACACGUACCCUAGCAAUCAACAAAGCCACAACGAAUAUAGAAGCACAGAUGAAGUUGUAGCUUCAAAGAACAAAGAAAAAUCAAUUGGAGCAAAUAAUUCUUUGUCAAGUUCACCUUCAUCCCCAGAAGUAGGCAGCAGUGCAGGUUUCCGGAGGAUGAAAGUAAAGGAUAUCUCAGAGUAUAUGAUUAAUGCUGCCAAAGAAAAUCCACAAUUAGCACAGAAGAUCCAUGAGGUUUUACUUGAAAAUGGAGUAGUGGCACCACCGGACUUGUUUUCAGAAGAUUCAAUGGAAGAGCCAAAGGACCUCAUUGUGUGUGACACCACCCUGUUUCAAAGCAAGGAUGAAAUGAAAAGAAGGAUGAACGAGGUUGGGUCAAGGGAAUAUGCUGAUCGUGGUCAUGGUCCAUUACCGGCUCAUCACCUUGGACAUGAACUCCAAUCAAAAAUUGUGCCUAACCGGGCACCUUUAGACUCACUUAAGCCUAUCGAAGGUUUAGGCAUAUACCCACCCCUGGAUAUCCGUGGUAGCCCAUCUCCUUAUUUUUCAAAUUAUGAACCGUCGGCACCUCCCCAGGAAACUUCUUCACAGAUCUCAAAGCAACUGCCUGUUACGGCUGCUGCUGUUGCAACUGCUGCAGUGGUAGCAUCUUCGAUGGUUGUUGCGGCCGCAAAAUCUAACAGCGAUAUGAAAUUUGAUGUGCCUGUUGCAGCCGCAGCUACUGUCACUGCAGCUGCAGUUGUUGCAACAACGGCUGCUGUUAGCAAGCAAUAUGAACACCUGGACCCUGGCAAUAAGCUAUUUGGUUCACCAGGUACGUCUGAAAGAAAUGAAUCAAUUGAGAAAGCUGCAGAUAACUUUUGGGACAAACAGCACGAUGAAAUCGGUCAUGGUCAAGAUAACCCUCUAGAUCAAGAGAAGGAUUCAUCUGAAGUUCCUCGGGAAGCCGAAAGAACCUCAGACAAAUCAAGCGGCACAGAAAGUGCAAAAUCUGAAAGUGCCUUGGACCAGGUUUCAGAUUUUGAAAUGCAGUUGGAAGAAAUUGCAAUUGGUGAACGUAUUGGCCUUGGAUCAUUUGGAGAAGUUUAUAGAGGAGAAUGGCAUGGAACAGAAGUUGCUGUCAAGAAGUUUUUACAACAAGAUAUUUCAAGCGAUGCUCUGGAAGAAUUUAGAGCUGAGGUGCGAAUAAUGUUGCGGUUGCGUCAUCCAAAUGUCGUUCUCUUCAUGGGCGCCAUCACUCGGGUGCCUAAUCUUUCCAUUGUCACCGAAUUUCUUCCAAGAGGUAGUUUGUUCCGGUUGAUUCAUCGACCUAACAACCAGUUGGAUGAAAAGAGGCGAUUAAGAAUGGCACUUGAUGUGGCGCGUGGUAUGAAUUAUCUGCAUAAUUGCUCACCAGUUGUAGUCCAUAGAGACCUGAAAUCCCCAAAUCUACUGGUUGACAAGAAUUGGGUUGUGAAGGUUUGUGAUUUUGGUCUAUCGAGAAUGAAGAACAAUACCUUCCUGUCAUCAAGAUCAACAGCUGGAACAGCGGAGUGGAUGGCACCGGAAGUACUACGCAAUGAACCAUCAGAUGAGAAAUGCGAUGUUUUUAGUUACGGUGUCAUACUGUGGGAACUUUGUACGUUACAACAGCCUUGGGAAGGUAUGAACGCCAUGCAAGUUGUUGGAGCAGUUGGGUUUCAGAGUCGUCGCCUUGAUAUUCCAGAUAAUGUUGACCCCGCCGUAGCAGAGAUCAUAACAAGAUGCUGGCAGACGGACCCAAGGGCACGACCAUCAUUUGCAGAGAUCAUGGCUGCAUUAAAACCAUUACUGAAGACCAUGCCUGCCAACCAAGCACCAAGGCAGAGAGUACAGCAAACAGAUGGGUAAGAAAGAAAUAUGAGGAAAGGCAACUGCCCAACGUCCGUAAUACAGGAUUGUUUUUUGUACAGUUACACCAAAUGUGUGUGCAGAGUAAAGAAAGAGCGUGAUGUUGGUGCUUCCCCUGUAUAGAUGUAAGAUCCAAGAGUGGCAUGAGCCAUAUUAAGCCCCGCUUGUCAUCGACCCAUUUGUGAUGAAGGGCGCUGUGAGACCAUGUAACAGUUGAACAAGGAACUGACAUGGUGGGCGGAACAGGGGCUUUGUUCAUACCGUCUCUCUCUUCAUUUUCUUCUCCAGUUCACCUGUUAUCCACCAAACGGUGGGUAUUUAUGUGCAUGUGUCAACAAAUGUAAUGUACUGCUGUCAAUCAGAACAAAGGAUGAAGAGAAAACCGAUUCAGCUUGUGAUC
Lolium rigidum is the source of this 3827-nucleotide messenger RNA. RefSeq names its product probable serine/threonine-protein kinase SIS8. Bases 89 to 3427 code for a protein of 1112 amino acids. The record is from RefSeq and is a predicted model, not a curated record. The transcript is spliced from 13 exons. Gene Ontology annotation, biological process: protein phosphorylation. Gene Ontology annotation, molecular function: protein kinase activity; ATP binding. Lineage: Eukaryota; Viridiplantae; Streptophyta; Magnoliopsida; Poales; Poaceae.